Brassicogethes aeneus is the source of this 1944-nucleotide messenger RNA. NCBI's taxonomy places the organism in Eukaryota, Metazoa, Arthropoda, Insecta, Coleoptera, Nitidulidae. The record is from the annotation of a GenBank genome assembly.
UUUUAUUAUUAUUAUUAUAAAACAUGAACAACAUUUAAUAGGUUUUUAGAAUAAAAGGAUAAAAUGAUAAGAAUUUUCGUUAUUUGUUAUGGUAUUUAUGUCGUACAUUGUGUAAGCGAUGAAGAGGUUAAACAAUUUACUACGUAUCUCGAUGAAAAAAUGACAAAAGCUCAAAAUGGAGAAUUAAGAAACGAUUCUUCCCAUUUUAAACCUUUAAAGGAUAAACCAACAAUUGAUUUUGGCUGUUAUGAUUUUAUAAUAAUAGGAGCUGGAGCUACUGGUACUAUAUUGGCUAAUAGACUUUCAGAAGAAAAAGAUUUUAAGGUACUUUUAUUGGAGGCAGGGGGAUAUCCCAACAACUAUACUGACAUCCCUUUUGUUAUUGAUAUGAGUAGAUUUACAAAAUUCAAUUGGGGAUACAAAACAGUUUCGCAAAAGUAUUCAUGCUUGGGCAUGGUUAACGAACAGUGCAUCAUACCUAGAGGUCAAGGAGUGGGUGGUACGACUUUAAUAAACGGUCAGAUGUAUGUAAGAGGACAUCCCCAUGACUUCGACAAAUGGGAGUCAUUGGGAAACCCAGGUUGGUCCUAUAAAGAUGUCCUACCAAUUUUUAAGAAAACUGAGGCCAUGCAUCAAAACAACCCGCAGACUGAAGUGGAUUGGCCAUACCAUAACACAUCUGGUCCGAUGUAUGUAGAGUAUUAUCCAACCACUGAUCCCCAGUUAAAUGCCUGGUAUAAAGCCCAAGCCUCUUCGGGAUAUAAGUUUGCUGAUCCCAAUAGUCCAGAACAAAUUGGAUUUGGACCAAAGCCUGGAUGUAUUAGAAAUGGUAAAAAAGUAGACGAUGGGACGGCAUUUAUAUUACCUAUACUUUCAAGAAAAAAUCUUAAAGUGCAAACUAACAGUUUGGUUACUAAAAUUUUGUUUAAAAAAGAUAAGAAAGGUCAAUUAACUGCAACAGGUGUUAAUUUUUCCUAUAACCGUAGUAAAUAUGUGGCUUGGGCUACUAAGGAAGUCAUUGUAUCUGGUGGUUCCAUUAAUACUCCACAAAUUUUAAUGCUUUCUGGUAUAGGACCUAAAGAACAUUUAAGAGAAAAGAGUAUUCUAGUCUUAAAGGAUUUACCUGUAGGCAAAACCCUGAGGGAACACCCUGCAUUUUUUGGAUUGUUGUUUAGUUCAAAUUACACGGAACCCAUAAAACCAUUCGAUGAGUAUGUAAGAGAAUACUUAAAUGGCUAUGGUCCACUAACAGUACCAGCUGAAUUAAAAGGAAUGUCUUUUUACCAAACGAAAUUUGAAUCAGUUCAAAAUUAUCCAGAUUUAGAAAUAAUAUAUGGUGCUGGUAACUGCACAAAUGCAUUUAUAAAAAAGGCGUAUAAUUUAAAGGAUGAAACAUACGAAGCAUUUUAUGCACCUUUGGAUCCACCAAGGUGUUUUAUCGUAGUUCCUACUGCUCUCCAUGUUAAAUCUGUAGGAAGUGUUAAACUUAAAACCAAUAACCCCUAUGAUUUUCCCCUUAUUGAUCCAAAUCAUUUGUCAGAUAAAGAAAAUAUAGAUGCUAAAACUAUUUAUGAAGGCAUUAAAAUGACUUUAAAUUGGGUAAAAAAUAUGCAAGUGGUUAACGCCACUUUAGGUAUAAAAGAGCUUCCAGCCUGCAAACAGCACGAAUUUUUAAGUGAAAAAUAUUGGUACUGUGUCAUAGCACAAAUGACAUCUAAUUUAUAUCAUCCUGUGGGUACUUGUCCAAUGGGUCCGAAUCCCAAAAAGUAUGUUGUCAAUCAUGAAUUAAAAGUACAUGGAGUUCAUAGAUUAAGAGUGGCGGACGCAAGUGUUUUUCCACUUACAUUAUCCGGUCAUCCCAAUGCACCAUGUGUUAUGAUAGGAGAAAAAUUAGCUAUACAUUUAAAAAAACAGUAUUUGUAAAUUAUGAUAAAAAUAAAGCAG